AUGCGAUCUUUUUUCAGGAGGCCGUCUUGGGCAAAAAGGGGAAUUGAGGAUUCGACCCCCGAUUUCUAUCGACGCUCGGAGCACACUUAUGCUGAUAUUAUCGCCGCAACAAAGGAAGCACGGGAAAGAUCGACCAUUGAAUUCGCCAAUAACGAUCAAGUGGCUGAUGGCAAGGCAUCUAAGAAUCGUCCAACCCAAAAUCAGGUUGGUGUAGGGGAGGGUACACCAUCAGACAAGCUCUCUGGGGUAAUAAGCGACCAGAACUGUUCUAUUGGGCUAGGUCCUGGUUCUCACUGUGUUUUACAAGAGGAAAAAGAGCUCAGUUCGCAUGGGGCGCAGCGAAUGAGAUCCGCUGAUAAAAGUGACACUGUUCACAAUCAUAAUACAUCUGCGCCUGACCGUGGACCUGUAGCAGAUAUUCAGUCAAUUGGCCGGCAUUGCAGUCAUUCUUCCGGCCUUGCUCCGUGUAUGCACGAGGGAACGAAUAAUGCUUCUGAUGAUGAAUCUGCCUCGGAAGGCAUUCCACGUGAUAAUAACCAAACCAAAUACAAAGCAACCGGGCAUGACAAGAGCAUUCAAGAUGAUGUGGUCGUCCAAAUACUUAUAACAUCAGAGAUUGAAAACACGAAGCCAUUAAUUGUCCACCGAAAAGCGUCUCAAUCAUUGAGAGAGGUCCGCUUGGCAUGGUGCAAGCGCCAAGGAUUACCUGAAGAUAUGCAAUUAUCUGUAUUCUUGACGUGGAAGGGCCGACGAUUGUUCGAUGUGACGACAUGUAAAAGUUUGGGGAUCAACAAUGUCAAAGAUAAUUUUGAUGGAUUUUCGGAUUUUCACUACUCAUCAGUUGAUGACGGCCGGCACAUUCAUAUGGAAGCAGUUACGGAUGAUUCUUUCACUUUUAAACAGAGACAGCAACGAUCGCCAGCAUUAUCUGCAACGGAAUCUCAAGCUGGGCCAAAUCCUCGUGCAUUUGGAAGUCACGGGCGAGAUGUGCUGAUGAAGAUAAUUUUGAGGUGUCCCGAGCUCGAUGACUUUGGGGCUAAAGUCAGUCAAAAGAGUCCAGUAUCCCAAAUCAUCUCUGCUUUUAAGGACGCACGGAGAAUACCUGCUCAGAAGUGUGUUCAUCUUCUAUUUGACGGUGAUCAACUUGAUCCCAAUGCCUGCCUCUUGGAUUAUGACAUUGCGGAUCAAGACAUGGUGGAUGUCUUGAUCAGAUAA
This is a messenger RNA of Aspergillus chevalieri, 1215 nucleotides long. RefSeq names its product small ubiquitin-related modifier domain-containing protein. Gene Ontology annotation, molecular function: protein binding. The transcript has a single exon. The record is from RefSeq and is a predicted model, not a curated record. Bases 1 to 1215 code for a protein of 404 amino acids. NCBI's taxonomy places the organism in Eukaryota, Fungi, Ascomycota, Eurotiomycetes, Eurotiales, Aspergillaceae.